AUGCCGGGGCCAGACUUACUUUCAAGUCAAGGACUACGACUAGAUGGUCGUCGGCCAAAUGAACUUCGGCGUAUAAGAUGUAAACUUGGUGUUUUUACUCAACCUGAUGGCAGUGCAUAUUUAGAGCAAGGCAAUACUAAGGUCUUAGCUGCAGUGUAUGGUCCUCAUCAGGCAAGCAAAUCCAAAACAUCCACAGAGGGGGUUGUUGUUAACUGUCAAUACAGCAUGGCCACAUUUUCAACAGGUGAAAGAAAAAACAGACCGCGAGGUGACCGGAAAUCACAAGAAAUGUCCUUACACCUGAGACAAUCUUUAACAGCAGCAAUCAAAACAGAACUUUAUCCUCGUUCACAAAUUGAUAUAUAUGUUGAAGUAUUACAGGCAGACGGCGGUGCGUAUUGCGCGUCAGUGAACGCAGCGACGCUUGCCCUAGUCGACGCGGGUAUACCGUUGAAGGCUUACGCGUGCGCUUGCACCGCGUCGAUGGCGUGGCGCGGAAGCGAACCCGAGCCGCUGGUCGACGUCGGACACGUGGAGGAAGCUGCCGGCGGGGUCUGCUUAACUGUGUCCAGUUUACCCUCAACAGGUAAUGUUGCCUUACUCGAGCUCUCGCACAAACUUCACAUGGACUAUUUUGACGUGGUAUUGAGCAGAGCAUUGCAAGGAUGCAGAGAUAUUGAGAUUAUUCUCGAUCGCGCUGUGAGAGACCAUUUGGCAGAAGGAUGGACGAAGCAAGAUGUUGUCACCAUA
Molecule: messenger RNA, 750 nt
Organism: Iphiclides podalirius (scarce swallowtail)
Lineage: Eukaryota; Metazoa; Arthropoda; Insecta; Lepidoptera; Papilionidae
Source: the annotation of a GenBank genome assembly